Sordaria macrospora k-hell is the source of this 579-nucleotide messenger RNA. Lineage: Eukaryota; Fungi; Ascomycota; Sordariomycetes; Sordariales; Sordariaceae. The record is from RefSeq and is a predicted model, not a curated record.
AUGUCCGCCAACCCCGAUUCCGUUACCAACCAGGGCCAGUUCCACUCCAGCGUUCCCCCAGCUGAGCCUAGAACCAGAUCUGGCAUAAGCCAGCAAGUAGGCAACGAAGCCCUGCCCGAGUUCCGCGCAAAGACUUUUCCCUCCGGCACCGCUCCGGAGAAGGACUCGCACCAUGCGAACUCCAUCCACGCCACUCCCGGCCAGGGCAUGGAUACAGACGUCGACCCGUCCACGCAGACAGGGCUGCUUGACGCCUUCCCCGGCUCCACGAGCCAGUCCGUCCACAACCAGACCACGUACGGCAAGCCCAUGCAGGGCCAGACCAGCAACGAGCUGCACGGCAUGAAGGUUCGCCAUCGCAAGGCCGAGCGCUCCGGCGUCGAGGGCCUGGGCACCACCCACAAGCACGCCGAGACCGUCUUCAACCAGGUCCGCGAGCAGGUCGCUGACAAGCCCGAGCCUAUCAAGAGGGGCAUCCGUGGCGAGACUGAUAGAAUGGGCGAGGGCGGAUAUAAUGCGCGUGGUGCGGAGCACAGCCAGCCUAAGACGGCGCAGAGGGUUGCUACCGAGCACCCUUGA